GUUGGGGGUGGUUUGGGGUUUUGGCUUUGUUUUGUUUUACAGUAUCAACAAUACCUGUACCAACUUCCGGUCUUGUUACCCUGGAAGGCCUCUACACACCAGAAAGAGUAGGGGACGUAUUUGAUAGACCUUAUGAUUUAAAAGGUCAGUUACCUCCAAAAUUUUUCGUACUUGCAAGUUCCAUUUGGGUUAGGGUCUUGAAGAACUUCGUAAAAUACAAGGAUGUAAAUUAGGAGGAGUAGCUUAAUAGGACGUUGACACAUUAGCGUUAAUUGGUUUAUCAGAAUAGCCAAUCAUUACCAAGUUUCUGGAGUGACUAGAACGGGAAAUAGGCAAGUUUGGGAGAACUGAAACCUGACUUAGGCUGGGUGCGGGAAGCCUUAGACACACACACACACAAGUUGGGGUGGAAAGUGGUAGUAUAAGAGAAAAGAUAGUGCAAGUACUUUAGCUUGAAUCUAGAAUUUAAGUUGGUACUAACCUUGCUUCAUUCUGAAAUUUAGAUCGUUUGAAUUACAUUAUUUUAAUAUUUAUUAGGUUCACUUUAUGAUAUAAGCAUAUUAAAUUUAGUCGAAAAAUUUAAAAGAGCCAUAGAUGGGAUAUUCAGCUUAUUCCCAUAAAGCAUGCAUGCUUUUCACUUGUAGGAAAGAUUAUGACUGUUUCUAACUUCAGGUGAGUCAUGCGUGAUUGAAAAUGGGAGUACCUCCUCUUACCUCUGACAAUCCUGGUUUUUUGUUUUGUGUAUUUCAUGAUUGUUUAAAACAAUUUUUUGAAAAAUCAGGGAAUACCUUUUAAAGUACUCCUGUUCUUUUGGGGCUAGAUUGAUGAAGAGAAAAGGAGCAGUGAGAAAGAUUUCCUCUUUCACAGAUACUACUUUAACACUUCCUACCAAAUGGAGAUUUGUUCGCUUUAACCUGUUCCGGAUUUUAAAUGUAAAUACUACCAGGAGGUUUUGGGCGGAAAGACGUAGUUGAAUAUUUGCUUCAGAAUGGUGCAAAUGUGCAAGCACGUGAUGAUGGGGGCCUUAUUCCUCUUCAUAAUGCAUGCUCUUUUGGUCAUGCUGAAGUAGUCAAUCUCCUUUUGCGACAUGGUGCAGACCCCAAUGCUCGAGAUAAUUGGAAUUACACUCCUCUCCAUGAAGCUGCAAUUAAAGGAAAGAUUGAUGUUUGCAUUGUGCUGUUACAGCAUGGAGCUGAGCCAACCAUCCGAAAUACAGAUGGAAGGACAGCAUUGGAUUUAGCAGAUCCAUCUGCCAAAGCAGUGCUUACUGGUGAAUAUAAGAAAGAUGAACUUUUAGAAAGUGCCAGGAGUGGCAAUGAAGAAAAAAUGAUGGCUCUACUCACACCAUUAAAUGUCAACUGCCACGCAAGUGAUGGCAGAAAGUCAACUCCAUUGCAUUUGGCAGCAGGAUAUAACAGAGUAAAGAUUGUACAGCUGUUACUGCAACAUGGAGCUGAUGUCCACGCUAAAGAUAAAGGUGAUCUGGUACCAUUACACAAUGCCUGUUCUUAUGGUCAUUAUGAAGUAACUGAACUUUUGGUCAAGCAUGGUGCCUGUGUAAAUGCAAUGGACUUGUGGCAAUUCACUCCUCUUCAUGAGGCAGCUUCUAAGAACAGGGUUGAAGUAUGUUCUCUUCUCUUAAGUUAUGGUGCAGACCCAACACUGCUCAAUUGUCACAAUAAAAGUGCUAUAGACUUGGCUCCCACACCACAGUUAAAAGAAAGAUUAGCAUAUGAAUUUAAAGGCCACUCGUUGCUGCAAGCUGCACGAGAAGCUGAUGUUACUCGAAUCAAAAAACAUCUCUCUCUGGAAAUGGUGAAUUUCAAGCAUCCUCAAACACAUGAAACAGCAUUGCAUUGUGCUGCUGCAUCUCCAUAUCCCAAAAGAAAGCAAAUAUGUGAACUGUUGCUAAGAAAAGGAGCAAACAUCAAUGAAAAGACUAAAGAAUUCUUGACUCCUCUGCACGUGGCAUCUGAGAAAGCUCAUAAUGAUGUUGUUGAAGUAGUGGUGAAACAUGAAGCAAAGGUUAAUGCUCUGGAUAAUCUUGGUCAGACUUCCCUACACAGAGCUGCUUAUUGUGGUCAUCUACAAACCUGCCGCCUACUCUUGAGCUAUGGGUGUGAUCCUAACAUUAUAUCCCUUCAGGGCUUUACUGCUUUACAGAUGGGAAAUGAAAAUGUACAGCAACUCCUCCAAGAUUUCGUACAUAAUCUACCAAAUUGUAAAAGAACUUUUUCUGAUGAGAUGCCUUCCGUAAAGCUUGGUUCCAUCUUCCAAAUAGAGAAACUGUGUACUGUUCAGAGUGUCAACUGCAGAGACAUUGAAGGGCGUCAGUCUACACCACUUCAUUUUGCAGCUGGGUAUAACAGAGUGUCCGUGGUGGAAUAUCUGCUACAGCAUGGAGCUGAUGUGCAUGCUAAAGAUAAAGGAGGCCUUGUACCUUUGCAUAAUGCAUGUUCUUAUGGACAUUAUGAAGUUGCAGAACUUCUUGUUAAACAUGGAGCAGUAGUUAAUGUAGCUGAUUUAUGGAAAUUUACACCUUUACAUGAAGCAGCAGCAAAAGGAAAAUAUGAAAUUUGCAAACUUCUGCUCCAGCAUGGUGCAGACCCUACAAAAAAAAACAGGGAUGGAAAUACUCCUUUGGAUCUUGUUAAAGAUGGAGAUACAGAUAUUCAAGAUCUGCUUAGAGGAGAUGCAGCUUUGCUAGAUGCUGCUAAGAAGGGUUGUUUAGCCAGAGUGAAGAAGUUGUCUUCUCCUGAUAAUGUAAAUUGCCGUGAUACCCAAGGCAGACACUCAACACCUUUACAUUUAGCAGCUGGUUAUAAUAAUUUAGAAGUUGCAGAGUAUUUGUUACAACACGGAGCUGAUGUGAAUGCCCAAGACAAAGGAGGACUUAUUCCUUUACAUAAUGCAGCAUCUUACGGGCAUGUAGAUGUAGCAGCUCUACUAAUAAAGUAUAAUGCAUGUGUCAAUGCCACGGACAAAUGGGCUUUCACACCUUUGCACGAAGCAGCCCAAAAGGGACGAACACAGCUUUGUGCUUUGUUGCUAGCCCAUGGAGCUGACCCGACUCUUAAAAACCAGGAAGGACAAACACCUUUAGAUUUAGUUUCAGCGGAUGAUGUCAGCGCUCUUCUGACAGCAGCCAUGCCCCCAUCUGCUCUGCCCUCUUGUUACAAGCCUCAAGUGCUCAAUGGUGUGAGAAGCCCAGGAGCCACUGCAGAUGCUCUCUCUUCAGGUCCAUCUAGCCCAUCAAGCCUUUCUGCAGCCAGCAGUCUUGACAACUUAUCUGGGAGUUUUUCAGAACUGUCUUCAGUAGUUAGUUCAAGUGGAACAGAGGGUGCUUCCAGUUUGGAGAAAAAGGAGGUUCCAGGAGUAGAUUUUAGCAUAAUUCAAUUCGUGAGGAAUCUUGGACUUGAGCACCUAAUGGAUAUAUUUGAGAGAGAACAGAUCACUUUGGAUGUAUUAGUUGAGAUGGGGCACAAGGAGCUGAAGGAGAUUGGAAUCAAUGCUUAUGGACAUAGGCACAAACUAAUUAAAGGAGUUGAGAGACUUAUCUCCGGACAACAAGGUCUUAACCCUUAUUUAACUUUGAACACUUCUGGUAGUGGAACAAUUCUUAUAGAUCUGUCUCCUGAUGAUAAAGAGUUUCAGUCUGUGGAGGAAGAGAUGCAAAGUACAGUUCGAGAGCACAGAGAUGGAGGUCAUGCAGGUGGAAUCUUCAACAGAUACAAUAUUCUCAAGAUUCAGAAGGUUUGUAACAAGAAACUAUGGGAAAGAUAUACUCACCGGAGAAAAGAAGUUUCUGAAGAAAACCACAACCAUGCCAAUGAACGAAUGCUAUUUCAUGGGUCUCCUUUUGUGAAUGCAAUUAUCCACAAAGGCUUUGAUGAAAGGCAUGCGUACAUAGGUGGUAUGUUUGGAGCUGGCAUUUAUUUUGCUGAAAACUCUUCCAAAAGCAAUCAAUAUGUAUAUGGAAUUGGAGGAGGUACUGGGUGUCCAGUUCACAAAGACAGAUCUUGUUACAUUUGCCACAGGCAGCUGCUCUUUUGCCGGGUAACCUUGGGAAAGUCUUUCCUGCAGUUCAGUGCAAUGAAAAUGGCACAUUCUCCUCCAGGUCAUCAUUCAGUCACUGGUAGGCCCAGUGUAAAUGGCCUAGCAUUAGCUGAAUAUGUUAUUUACAGAGGAGAACAGGCUUAUCCUGAGUAUUUAAUUACUUACCAGAUUAUGAGGCCUGAAGGUAUGGUCGAUGGAUAAGUAGUUAUUUUAAGAAGCUAAUUCCACUGAACCUAAAAUCAUCAAAGCAGCAGUGGCCUCUACAAAUUACUCCUUCGCUGAAAAAAAAUAAUCUUGCCCACAGGCCUGUGGCAAAAGGAUGAAAAUGUGAACGAAGUUUAACAUUCUGACUUGAUAAAGCUUUAAUAAUGUACAGUGUUUUCUAAAUAUUUCCUGUUUUUUCAGCACUUUAACAGAUGCCAUUCCAGGUUAAACUGGGUUGUCUGUACUAAAUUAUAAACAGAGUUAACUUGAACCUUUUAUAUGUUAUGCAUUGAUUCUAACAAACUGUAAUGCCCUCAACAGAACUCAUUUUACUAAUACAAUACUGUGUUCUUUAAAACACAGCAUUUACACUGAAUACAAUUUCAUUUGUAAAACUGUAAAUAAGAGCUUUUGUACUAGCCCAAUAUUUAUUUACAUUGCUUUGUAAUAUAAAUCUGUUUUAGAACUGCAGCGGUUUACAAAAUUUUUUCAUAUGUAUUGUUCAUCUGUACUUCAUCUUACAUCGUCAUGAUUGAGUGAUCUUUACAUUUGAUUCCAGAGGCUAUGUUGAGUUGUUAGUUGGGAAAGAUUGAGUUAUCAGAUUUCAUUUGCCGAUGGGAGCCUUUAUCUGUCAUUAGAAAUCUUUCUCAUUUAAGAACUUAUGAAUAUGGUGAAGAUUUAAUUUGUGAUACCUUUGUAUGUAUAAGACACAUUCCAAAGAGCUCUAACUAUGAUAGAUCCUGAUUACUAAAGAAGCUUCUUUACUGGCCUCAAUUUCUAGCUUUCAUGUUGGAAAAUUUUCUAAAGUCAUUCUGUGAAAAUUAGAGCAAAGUGCUCCUGUUUUUUAGAGAAACUAAAUCUUGCUGUUGAACAAUUACUGUGUUCUUUUCAUGGAACGUAAGUAGGAUGUUACAUUUCCAGGGUGGGAAGGGUAAUCCUAAAUCAUUUCCCAGUCUAUUUUAAUUACCUUAAAUCUAAAGGGAAAAAAAAAAUCACCAACAGGACUGGGUAGUUUUUUAUCCUAAGUAUAUUUUUUCCUGUUCUUUUUACUUGGUUUUAUUGCUGUGUUUAUAGCCAAUCUAUACAUCAUGGGUAAACUUAACCCAGAACUAUAAAAUGUAGUUGUCUCAGUCCCCUCCAGGCCUCCUGAAUGGGGAAGUGCAGUGAAACAGGUGCUUCUUGCUCCUGGGUUUUCUCUCCAUGAUGUUAUGCCCAGUUGGAAAUACGCUCUCAGUUUGUGCACUAUAUGGUGACCAGGCCUGUGUUCAGUUUGGCAGCUGUAGAAGGAAAUGCUGUCCCAUAAAAUGCCAUUCCUAUUUUCUAAUAUAACACUCUUUUCCAGGAAGCAUGCUUAAGCAUCUUGUUACAGAGACAUACAUCCAUUGUGGCUUGGCAGUCUCUUUUGUUUGUUGACUUGAGCUCCCUUCAAAGUCGAGGAAAGAUCUUUACUCACUUAUUGAGGACAUUCCCCAUCACUGUCUGUACCAGUUCACCUUUAUUUUACGUUUUAUUCAGUCUGUAAAUUAACUGGCCCUUUGCAGUAACUUGUACAUAAAGUGCUAGAAAAUCAUGUUCCUUGUCCUAAGAGUUAAUCAGAGUAAAUACAUUUCUGGAGUUGUUUCUGUGAUGUAAAUUAUGAUCAUUAUUUAAGAAGUCAAAUCCUGAUCUUGAAGUGCUUUUUAUACAGUUCACUAAUAAUUACAAAUAUCCUAAAGUCAUUUCUUGGAACACAAGUGGAGUAUGCCAAAUUUUAUAUGAAUUUUUCAGAUUAUCUAAGCUUCCAGGUUUUAUAAUUAGAAGAUAAUGAGAGAAUUAAUGGGGUUUAUAUUUACAUUCUCUCUCAACUAUGUAGCCCAUAUUACUCACCCUAUGAGUGAAUCUGGAAUUGCUUUUCAUGUGAAAUCAUUGUGGUCUAUGAGUUUACAAUACUGCAAACUGUGUUAUUUUAUCUAAUCCAUUGCUUAAUGAGUGUGUUUUUCCAUGAAUGAAUAUACCGUGGUUCAUAUGUUAGCAUGGCAGUAUUUUCAGAUAGCUUUUUGUUUGUUGGGAAGUUGGGGUUUUGGGGGGAGGGGGAGUAUUAGUACGUUGCAUGAAAUAGCUUACUUUAUAAUGAUGGAAUUGGUUUUUCUUUUGUCUUGUGAUUUUUUUUUUGAAGUGAAAUUUAACUUUUUGUGCAAGUAGUACUAUUAUACCCAUCUUCAGUGUCUUACUUGUACUGUAUCACAUUCCAUACCCUCAUUUAAUUCUUAAUAAAACUGUUCACUUGUUUUUCUGGGUAGCAUGGUAAUUACUGGAAUACUAUAAAUGUGUUGAAUGGUCUUUGAGAAAAUGAAUUAAGAUUACAAUAAACCACAAUUGCAGGGAAACAAUGUA
Messenger RNA from Nomascus leucogenys (northern white-cheeked gibbon), 6633 nucleotides. It is a transcript of the gene TNKS2, whose product is annotated as tankyrase 2. The transcript is spliced from 27 exons. Gene Ontology annotation, molecular function: protein binding; NAD+ poly-ADP-ribosyltransferase activity. The record is from RefSeq and is a predicted model, not a curated record. Bases 1327 to 4257 code for a protein of 976 amino acids. NCBI's taxonomy places the organism in Eukaryota, Metazoa, Chordata, Mammalia, Primates, Hylobatidae.